AUGAAAGCUGCGGUUCCCCACAAUCUCCACCUAGUAAUUUUUGGAACUUAUCCGAUCUGGGUAGUUAUUCGGCACCACGGCCUUAUCUUCAGGAGCUCGGACACAGCAAAUGUAGCUGGCGUGACGCUGGUGUGGUCUGGAGGCAACCACAACCGCAGCCGUACAGCUGCUGACAAUGCCACCAACACCCAACCGACGGCCCAAGUCCAAUCUACCGCGGAGAAGCUGCCGGUCGCUAUUCGGGUCGGCUCUGGCAGACUCAUACUGCGCUUCUGUCGUGUGGAGUGCGGAGGAGCUUCCCCGCCCGGAGGCGAUGUUGGCAGCAGCAGCAGCAGCUGUGGCAAUGCUGCAGCCGCCAUCUGGGUCGGCCCCGGGUGCGGCUUGGACAUAGCUAAGAGCUAUUUUUUUGGCUCAGCAGAAACCGGCGUGAAGCUCGCGCCUGGCUCCAAGGCCUGCAUCAUGGGCAGCCAGCUGGCCAACAGGGGUUCGGCUCUGGUCUGCAUGGAGGCUGCCUCCACAGGCGCCGUCGGCGACAGGGCGCACGAGAGCGAGGGCAGUAGCAGCGGCAGCGAAGGCGGGGCGCACCCACCCGGAAACGCAUCGCGUACCAUUUUGCUUAUCGGCAGGAAUUGCAAGUUAGACAUCAAGCCCGCCCGAAGCGGUAGCGGCGCUUGCGCUAAUGCCCAAGCUCCAACUUCCCCCAGCGACGGCGGCGCCGCCGCGGCGGUGUCCUCCGUCAGUGCACCUGUCCAUCUUGCACAUGCACGCACAGGCGGGUGUGAGUGCAGUCCGUCGCCGGACGACCAGUCACUCUUGCUUUUAGCGGUUCAACGUGCCGGUGCUGGCGGCGGUGGCGGUAUCAGCAGCGCCGCGCAACAAGCUGUGCAUUGUCCCUCCCAUAGCGCUGCCGACACAGAACGCGCGGGACUGCAGCCGCCGCCUCCGCCUCCUCCGAGUAUCGCCGAAGCUUGGCGUCAGUGUGUGGCCUUCGUCAUUCACCACAGCGCCCUGCCCACCAACGGCGCAGGGCCGCGAAGCAGCGGCAUCGCCUUUGCCGAGUGCUGCGACUGCCGUCCUGCACUACAUAAUGUGACGGCGGCAGCGGUGACGCCUUCACCGGCGGCGGCGGCUGCUGCCUCCCAGAGCCCUGGUGAUGGCAGCAUGGGUGGGGGAACCCGGCUGGGCGCGCUGCGCAACGUCCAGCUGGUUCCCCUUCUCCCCAGUGCAGUGAACUGGCUGUCCUGGGGGCUCAUGACUGGGGAGGCGCUGGAGCUGACGAAAGGCGCAUGCGCUCGGCUCAACCGGGGAGUUUACCCGCUGAUCCAAGCCGUGGCGGAUGCAGCCAGGGCGGCAGCGCCAUCGCCGCCACCUCCACCGCCGCCGCCGCCGCCACCGCUACCGCCUCCAGCGGCUGCAGCAGCUGCGGUGGAGAUGGCUCCAAAUAGACACGCGGCGUGCGGCGCGCUCCGCCAGGCCUCCGCCGCCGCAGCGCCGAUGUCAACAGCAGCGGGUGCGUGCGAGCACUGGCUGCCGCCGCACUUGCGGUCGGCGUCCAGAGCGAAGCUUCAUCCACCGCCACCACCACCGCCACCACCGCCGCCACCGCCGCCACCACCGCUGCAGCGCCUAAUAGCAUCCCGUAUCGCACCACAGGCAGUGCCUCCGGCUGCGGCACCCAAGCAGCAGCAGGUGCCAGGCGUCCAGGACGGAGACCAACACGCGGCGCCCCAGCCGUUGAUGCGUCCCCAUGUGGGUCAGCUGGCCUCGUCGCCCAACAAACAGCCGCAGCUUCCCGAAGCCUUCAGGCAGCACGUUGAUAGACCGGUGAUGGUGGUGCGGUCACGAGCCGUGGAUCCCAUGGCCCCACAGCCCCUGGUGCCCCAGCCACCGACGACCCAGCCGACGGUACCGUCCUCGACUGUGGGCCCGUUGGUAGCGCCCGGGCCGGCCCGAGAGCCUCCGACGGCAACUUUUAGCCCUCCAGCCAUUCCUCAAUCGGCGUUCAUGUCCGAACCCGCAGAGCCUCCGCCGCCACAGGUACCGCAUCCAAUGUCUGUGCCUCAGGCCACUUCUCAUCCGCCGCCGCCAGUGCUACUGGGGGUUACAGCCUGUGUUGCACAGAGGACGGCGAUGACAACCCAGUCAUCACUGACCCCACCACCGCCAAUGGUGAUGCGGACAGUGGAGCUGGCGCAGCAGCAGAUCCCUGCGGCGACGGCGGCGGCGACGGCAACGGCGACCGAUGUUACAACCUGCACUGCCACCCGUUCGGUGAUAACCAGCGAUGGCUGUCAGCCCGCAACGGCGGUUGCAAACCCCAAUAUGGACGCCGAACUCGACCGACCUUGUGAUGCCGCUGCCGUCGCCACCACGCCUCCGCGUACAGCACCCUCCGCAAUUGCGUCCGCCGCCGCUGCGGACCGUGGCAGCCAUAAGGAGCAGGUAGCGAAUCACACGCCCGCCGUCAAGCCGGCCUUUGGCGGCGAGCCCGCUACGGCCAGUAUGGCCCUGACCACGUCUUGGGACGGUUCAGGGCAGCACAAGGUGGUGCUGACCCGUCCCGACCACCCGUCGGAGGAGCGUUUGAGGACCUCCAAGAGCAACGCAGGCGGCAGCAGCGGCGCCAACGGUAGCAGCACUGCCGCUGGCUGGUUAAGUCCGGCGCCCUUCAGCCCAUACGACUUCCGCGACAGCAGCAUCCGCCGCGGCGGUGCCAGGAAGAAGUCAUCCCUCACGACGCAACCAGCGACAGCUGCAUUGGCGGGCAACGACAAAAGCCGGGCGGAGAGCCGGAUGGGACCGUCUGCUGUCCUGGUGAUGCAAGAAUGUCGUCAUAGGGAGGAAAAGCCCGCAGCGGCAAACGCGCCGACCCCCGUCCCCACGGGGAGGCGCAUCCAAUCUGAACAACCUCAGCCGCUGCCGAUGCCAGAGGCGGCCCUAACCAACCCUUCCGGGGACCCUCAGCGCCAGCUACCGCGUGGAGAAAUUGCAGAAGGUGGAGAAAGUGUGGGGAAAGAGGAGAGCUCCUGUGUUACAGCCGCCGAUGGCGUGGUGGCCGAGCCGCUGCACACCGCUUUGGACCUCGCGACAGGGCGCGGGGCGGUGGCCGCCCCAUGUACUGCUCUAGCAGCCGCAGCCUCUGGAAGAGAAAUGGCGCCGCAAGCUCCCGCCACAGGUGGAGGUCCCUCGGACGGCAGCCAGUUUGACGUAACCAACAGCACCUUGCAAAUGCUGUUGGAAUGCCUGGGAUCAGAGGCGCGCUCGGCGGCGCGUGACGUCGCCAUGAAAGACGGCCGGAGCCCCGGCACAGCUCCUACGCCUGAGCGCCAAGGACUGUUGCAGCUGCCGUCGGGCGCGUCAGAGCAAGGUUCGCAACAGCGGCAGCGGCAUACUGGUGUCGACGGGGUGGCCCAGCAGCUGUUUCAGGCCCAUGAAUCAGCUGAUAACUCCCACAUGCCGCCACCGUCGGCUUCGCAGGAGCAGGAGCGGCAAGAGGAGGAGCUUCAAUUGUCUCCUGCGCCACCGUCGCAGCCGCAGCAGUCGCAGUCUCGGCUGCCACUUUCGCCAUUGCAGCAGCUGCCGCAUGCCGGAAACCCCCCUCCCUUAUCAGUCUCGGCUUCAGCAAUUGCAGGCGAUGCAGCAUGCGCUGGUGAGAACGUUCGGGUUGGGGCACCGAUACCCACUGCACCUGCACCCGAGCUUCCGCCAGGCUCGGCUGAUACACCUGUUGCUAUCUCUGCGGUCCCACGCCACGACUGCUGCAGCAACCAAGACGCGCCGCCAUCUCAAUCUCAUCCGCCUCGGUUUCCGGCUGCAGCCCUGGCUGCGGCAAUAGCAGCGGCUGCGGGUCCUACAAGCCAGGCCCCUAACCCCCCUACGAGCGCCCCAGGAGCUCUUAAAUCUGCAGCCCCAGCUACCGCAGCACAUCCACCGGGGCCAUACUGCAUCUCCCCCUUUGCCGCUGCAAGCAUGGAAGAGCCGGAGGCCCCUUGGCCCAGCGGCAGCAAUACGGGGCCUCCGGCAGCAUCCCAGGGGGACACCGAAAGGGCGCACUUCGAUCGGGUGGACUCCUGCGAGGUCGGCGGUCUGGACCUGGCAGGUGUCCUGAACAUGGAGGUCAUGGGGGACGGAAACGCGGCCGCCGCUGACGACGCUGUGCUGUCCGCCUACCUGGCUUUCCAAGGCAGCGGUAGCAGCAGCUGCAGCGACGACGACUGCACCUGGAUGUCCUCUGUUGCUGACGGCUGCUUGUGGCCGCUUGACCGAGCUGUCACACCCCCUGCGGGUUGCGUGGUUAGGGAGGAUCGCGCUGUGGGCGAGUGCUCCUUACAACUCGGCGGUGGCUUCGCUGUAAGUUCGUCCCCCUGCUGGCAAGCCACGGCGACCUACAAGCGCCCGCAGUCCCAGCCGCAACCGCAGCCCUGCAGCACCCCGCUGCAAGGCAUCUCCAUAACGACCGUGGGCACCUCGGCCUGCACGAAUGGCACGGAGUACGGUUCUGCGCCUUCCUCCUUUGCAAUUCCAGGGGUAGCUAUAGCGGCAGCUGUGGCGGCAGCUGCACCCAUGACAGGGCUGCUCACGUGCCUUCCGAGGCUCCCACUCGAGCAGCACCUGGCCUUACUGCCGCACUGGCACCCGCACCACUGCCUCAGCCGCUACCAGUCUGCUCUGAGGAGCCACGUGUCCCGGCCAUUCGCCGCCAUCUGGGAGCCGCAGCCGGUGACCAUGAUCCCCGUUACAAACUGCCUGCCCGGGCCGAAAUCGCUGAUGACCGGUGUUAGUAAAGACACAGAGGGCGUCGAAGGUGGCGCUGGUGCCGGGGCGUCUGCAGCAGCAUCUCAGCCGCCGCAGGUGCAGCUAUCGUCCCAGGACCAACCGGCACACACCCCAGACCCCAGCAUCGCGAAGCGAUCCCCAGUCCCUGCCGACGGAGCCGGGGCCGGAUGGAAGCACGCGAGCUCAAAAAUGCCGCCGCCGGAAGCGUUGUCCGGUGGUCCAGACAUAAAAGACGCAGCGUUCGAGCCGUCCGUCGUCCAACAGGCACCUGACAUUUCACUCCGCGCGUGCAGCCGGCAGGGCGGAGGAGAAAGUCCAGCAGGAGGGCAGGAGCUGCGGCAGGGACAGAGGCCGGGGCCGCAGGCGUCUCAGCAGCACCACAACAAACAGGAGCAGAACCCUGAGGCGGUGGAGGAGCAGCCGGGACGCCAGAGGCCAGCGAUUAAGCUUUUGCUGCCACGGGCGCACCGCAGUGCCGCGCGGGCAGAGCCACACCGCGAGCUGUACGAUGCUAACCAGACGAGCACCGCCGCUGGAGCAUCCACGGCAGCCCCGGCACGUUCGACAGACACCGCGGCUGGCGCCGACGGGCCCAUGGAGACAACCACCGCGAGGUCACCUGCCGCCAAUGUCGGCGCCGUCGGGAUCUGCAUUGCAAACAGCUGCAGCGGUGGUGGCGCCGCAGCCGUGGCGACUGCGCGCGGAGAGCCCAGGACAAAGGCCAAGCCAAAGACAAAAGCCAAGGCCACGCGCAGGCGAAAGACCAACACGACUGAUAGCAGUGACAGCGAAACGGUCGACGCAGGCAGCCGCCUUUUCCGCGGCGGCGGCCGUUGCGCGCCGGUGCGGAACGGCAAAGUUGCGGCCAAUAGCGUUUGUGCUGCUGCUGGCCCCAGUGCUGCUGGCCCGGGCGCAGGAUCAACCGACUCGAGAGGUGGCGGCGCUGUCAAAGGCGGUCGCCGGCGCCGCAGAGCAGAGACAGCGAUCACCAGCAGCAGCUCGGAUGACGACGAGAUGUUGGCCCGCUACCGCCGCAAGCUGGCUCGCCAGCAGGGCCCAUCGGAGACCGCCCCGGCCGCAGCGGCCCUGCCACCGCCGCCACACCCGGCUGACUCCGCGGUGGUAUUCGCUGACUCCGGUCCAAGGAGGAACUUCUCUUCAGCCGCCGCUGCCGCUGCCGUCGGCGCGGCUCCUGGUGGUGAUGGCGUCGGCAGCCGUCAGGUUCCGUCCCGAGAAGUAAAGGGGGUUACCGCGGGGAUUCAAGGCGGCCGUGAGCAGCACGAUGUCGACGGCAAUAAUCAGCGGAGCCGUAAGCGGGCUCGUGGAGGCGGCGGCCUGCCGGUGACGGAAUUGUACGAUGCUUGCAGGGCCACGCCGCGCCAGCGACGUGGACCGGGACACACUGCAACCGCGACGGCGGCGACGGUCGAGGCGGGUAUUGGCUUCACGAGUGUGACGGGGCCCGGCAGCCCUGCGGCGAAAAGAGAAACUGGCGCCAAUCUGGGGCCGUUCCUCAAGGCUGCGUAUUCGUGUGCCGUCGGGCUGCGACCGCCCACUGAUGGACCCAGCGCGGAGGGUCUAUCCGUCACAAUCGCGGGCCUGCGCCAGCAGGCGGUGAAGCUGGAAGCGGCGGAAGCGGCGGCGGUGAAGCCUUUGAGCGAAUACGGGCUUCCAGACGUAGCAGGACGAGGACUCAGCAGGUGGAGCAGCAAUAGCAGGGUUGUGUACGCGGGAGGAAAGGAGAAGGAAAGCGGGGUUGAGAUGGGAUAG
Volvox carteri f. nagariensis is the source of this 6546-nucleotide messenger RNA. RefSeq lists its product as uncharacterized. The coding region runs from base 1 to 6546 and encodes 2181 amino acids. Lineage: Eukaryota; Viridiplantae; Chlorophyta; Chlorophyceae; Chlamydomonadales; Volvocaceae. The record is from RefSeq and is a predicted model, not a curated record. The transcript has 4 exons.